AUGUCGAAUCGACGAACUUCGAGCGAUCGGCCUCGAGGCUGGUCGCAAGAGUCUGGCAGUUCUCAAGAUGAAGUCAUCGUCUACCAGGGCAACCGCAUGGCCAAACUACCGGAGCGACAGCCUACUGUCCCACCUAGUGGGCAGAGUGCUCAGAAAGACGAAGGAUUUGCGCGAUUCCUCAAGAAACACUCUUCUCCUACGCACCAACGUGUCACUACUGGUGGCCGUAUCGUGCCCAUGGAACAGCGUCCUCCAUUCUUCUCUCUGCAACAUCCAAGCCAAGACCCAGAGGACCAGAAGAAGAGCGUACAUGAGGAAGCCAAAGCCACUACAAAGCCAACAGCUGCGGGCCUCGAUCAAGCAAAACCAGGUGUACCAGGCAAUAGCAUCCUACAACCCCAGCCUCAGCCGUUCAUGCCGGUCAGCAAUGGGGUCAUGGACGCCGCCACGUUCGCCGCCGGCACCGAACCCACCGUGGUUGCUUCAACCAUCCCUCUCGGUUUUGAUGCUAUUCGCGUGCAGCCAAAUUAUUUACAAGCCGUGACUGCUUCUCCCUUCUAUGCGGGCAUGCCUGGAGAUCCGUACAGCUUGAUGCCGGUGCCUUCUCAAAUGUAUCCAGGGAGUGCGGUACCAUUCGCUGGCUUCAACGGUGGCGUCGGUCCGACUUUCUCUAUGCCUUUUAUCCCAAACCCUCAGGUGAUGGGCUUUCCGCCUUCCUGCGGCAUCACGACUACUCCUACCGUUCCUCAACUUCCAAGUGGUUCCUUUGAUGAGCACAUGCUCAACGAAUCAAUUGAGCUUUUUCAAAACCUCGGAGAACAGCUCAAGGCCCUUGACCGUCAUCGGGCUAUGAACGAUCGGGAUCCCUACGUUGUAGAUCAGCGGAAGGCCAUUGUUCAGCUGCGUGCCGAAGCCAAAAACCAGAUCACCUACUGGUCAGAAAAACUGGGACAAGACCCUCAUGCCAUGCCAAAGAACUCAAGCGGUGCUCCGAAUGGCAAGCUAAAUGUGCAGGCUACUUCGUACGUUCCACUACGGGUUGAUCAGGCUGCGGAGACAUUGCCCGACACCCGUGGAAGCAGCUUGAAACCCAAGGGCAUUAGCCAAGGGCACGCAAAGCCUGAUUUCGUGGUCGACAGCACUCGUCGCCCGAUCCCAAUCGUGCCUCCUCCAGAGAAACUGUCAACUGUGCAGGGAGAUGGCAGAGACGGUGGUUCGAAGAGCGAAUCGGUUGAGGUUGACGAAUGGGGUGUCCGUGUUGGUCCAGCGCCACCUGAGAUCCAACGCCAGCAGAACGAGAUGUUGAGGGAAAUCGUCCGUCAAGCCAGCAUCUCCCCUCUGGGCUCGAGUGAAAAUGCGAUCGUGUUCACUCCCCAAGGCUCUCAUGUGAUCACUCCCACGAUACAACCUCACGAGACCAAAGAGGCCAGGACGAACACUGAUUCCGGGACGAGCGACUGGUUGCCCACCAAUCCAGGCCGUGCUCCGCCGACUGUGGAAGCAUGCUAUGAGGUCCAGCUUGACGCGAUGCGACUUCCCAUCGGUGUGGUCACAAAAGUUCGACUGCCUGACGGGACUAUCAUCGAAGUGCGUGGUUGUGGCUUGAAGCGCCCACCAUCCUUCGAGAUGGACGAGUUCGAACAGCGCUACUGGACCACCAAGCCAAAGGUGACCAAAGAGAUGUUUGAGAACUUUGUCGAAGUGCGUGCUGAUGGUGGCAAUGAUGCUCCCGCCGACAUCGCUACUUAUUGUGAGUUCAUGGGCUUGGAAAGCAGCAGCGUCCACAUGGGCAAAUCCGACACCUCAGACAAACAAAGCAGCGAAUCCAUGCAUGCGACGAAGGAUUUGACCAAUGCUCAAGACAUGCUGCGCGAGAUUAGCGGCCGUGGGUAUAGCUCCACGAUCGAAAAGUCAAAUGGCUCUGGACCAAGAUUGUCAUCCUUGAAACUGUCCUCUGCGUCUUCACCGCCGAUAUGGUCGCGGGCGGAUGACAAGGUUGGCUGGUUCGCAAACGAGCAUCCGAGAAGCGGCCGUCUGACCGGAUCGGAAACCCAUAGCAGCAAAGGCAUCUCCUCGGUCUCGGUCCAGAAAUUCCACGCAAUGGGCCGGCUUCCACAUGUGGAUGGUCCGAGCGACGGGCAGAGGGUGUCGGCAGUGUCAAUGCUUGCUGCGGCCAACAAAGCUGUCAGUCCCCAGCCGGCGCCACGAUCGGUUCCAUCUUCGGAAAGCGUCUAUGGAUCAUACGGUCAGGAGGAUCGUGGUGUCUCAGUCGUAAGCGACGACGUCUUUCGAACCCGAAUGCGUCAAGAAGAGAGCAUGUAA
Messenger RNA from Cladophialophora carrionii CBS 160.54, 2322 nucleotides. RefSeq lists its product as uncharacterized. The record is from RefSeq and is a predicted model, not a curated record. The transcript has 3 exons. NCBI's taxonomy places the organism in Eukaryota, Fungi, Ascomycota, Eurotiomycetes, Chaetothyriales, Herpotrichiellaceae. Bases 1 to 2322 code for a protein of 773 amino acids.